GUGGAACUCGGGAAGCAGGAAACCGGGGAAGAACCAAAAUAAGAAAAUAAUAAGAUAAAUUGUGUUCAGGAAAAGACUUCCACACUUACAAAUCUGUAUCUUCCAAGAUACCAUUUUCAUUUUCUACAAAGCUUGCUUGUGCCAACAUGUUUCUUCCUCGCAACUCAUUCAUGCCCACUUACUCAUUCCCAAAUUCAAAGUUCAAUCUUCGUUCCCUCAGUUCCCAACUUCACAGACUCUCCAUUCCCUACCCCGCACCACUCGGCGACAACCCUGCAUUAGUCACAACGAUUCAUCAAUCCUUAUUCAAGAAUCACCGUCAGUUGCUUUUGAUUACAAGUAGCAGUCCCCCAAAUUCCAAGGCAUUUCCAAGUACAUUUAAUGGUGACACUAGAGUAAAUGAUGAACCGUUGAAGAAUCAGAUACCUGAAUACCCAAAACGUAGAGAUGGGGAGAAGAGUUUUUGGGGUGCAGUGGGUUUGAUCAUUGGCACUGCAGUAGGGCCUGGGAUGCUGGGUUUACCUGCUGCAACAAUAAAGUCAGGCCCACUUCCAUCAACUACUUUCAUUCUCCUUUCCUGGGUUUAUGUUAUUUCCACCAUCAUUCUUGUUGCCGAGCUUAGUUUUGCAGCUAUGGAAGAAGAUGGGGUUGCAGAGGUCAGCUUUACUGGCCUUGCAACGAAGGCACUGGGAAGCCGAUUUGGUGCUUUUGUUGCGGUGAUUUAUGCUUCAUUGAGUUUCUCUUUGUUAGUGGCUUGUGUUUCUGGCAUUGGUUCCAUUGUUUGUCAGUGGUUUCCCUGGAUGAAUUCAGUACUGGCUCAUGCUUUAUUUCCUCUUUUUGUUGGAACUCUGAUGGGGUUCUUUCCCUUUAAGGCUAUUGAUGUUGCAAAUCGGCUUCUAUGCUUCCUCAUGCUUUUCUCCAUAACUGCAUUAGUGCUCAUUGGAGUAUCUGUAGCCAGAAUAAAUAUAUUAGGUUCAUUUGCUCAUGCCUCAUGGAGCGUUUCAUCAAUUUUACCUGCUUUACCUGUUACCGUGCUCACAUUUGGUUUCCAUGUGAUCACUCCUUUUAUUUGCAAGAUUGCUGGAAAUUCUGUAUAUGAAGCCCGAAAAGCAGUGUUAAUUGGAGGAGUAGUUCCGUUGCUCAUGGUUCUAUCAUGGAAUUUGAUUGUUUUGGGACUUGCUGGAACCAAUUCUGCUGUCUCACCAGGGGACCCCAUAUCCCUCUUGCUUUCUGUGAAUCCUUCUGCAUUAUCUGCUGUGCAAGGCUUUGCCUUCUCUGCUUUAGCAACUAGCUUGAUAGGAUAUGCAGUAAGCUUCCCAAAACAACUUCUCGAUACCUUGAAUUUGAUUUUAAGCAAACCUGAUUCAGAAAAACUGAAAUGCUCUCAGCUUCAGUCAGUCUCCAAUAGCGAUGGAUCAGGAAGAGUUGGUUUUUUGAUUUAUUCCAGUCAGCAUGAUCUUUCAAAAGUUGGGAAAGUUUCAUUUGGCUCAAAAAUCACUUCAGCCUCAGAUGAAAAACAAAGGUCAAGCAUGGUCACGCUCAAUUCCUUGGAAAUGGUUGUAAUGCCACUUGUGCUCAUUGUCCCAGUCCUCAUAGCUUCUUUCUUCCCUUCAGCUUUCUCAAGAGCUCUUGAUUUUGCUGGGGUUUAUGCAAACUGCUUCCUGUUUGGCAUCCUUCCACCCUUAAUGGCAUACAUAUAUCAAUCAAAGAAGAAGAUCAGAUUAUCCAUCCUCCCGGGAGGAGAUGGUUUACUUAUGCUUCUGUUUGGCAUAGCUGUCAUUUUGGGGAUCUGGCACUAGAUGCAAGCAUAUCUGACUGCAGAAUUUCAUUUUUUUUCUCUCAUUCCUAUGAUAGAAUUGCACUUUUCCUAUAUGAUGUGUUUGAAUGUCAGAGUGCCAAAGUUAUGAAUUUGUUUCAUUUGAGGGAAAUCACCCAGAAGUAAUCUGGAACGAAAGAGAAUUUAACCAUCUGUAUUAAGGAGAGCACUUGCAAGUGGAACAUUUCUUUGAGUAGAAACUAGAAAGUGCUUCCAUUUAUAAGAACCAUGGUCCUGAUAUUUGUUUUCUUCUCUAAUAGAAGUUACUCUCACAA
Rubroshorea leprosula is the source of this 2091-nucleotide messenger RNA. The record is from the annotation of a GenBank genome assembly. Lineage: Eukaryota; Viridiplantae; Streptophyta; Magnoliopsida; Malvales; Dipterocarpaceae.